AUGGUAAACGUUGAAGAAAGUGUCAACUUCCCAACAGAAUUUCUAAACUGUUUGCAAGUACCAGGAAUGCCAUUACACUGCCUUCGACUGAAAAUUGGAUCUCCGAUCAUACUACUCAGAAAUCUGAACUCACCAAAACUAUGUAAUGGAACAGAGAUGAUCGUCAAACAGCUAUUGAAUAACAUCAUCGAAGCCGAACUUAUGACUAGAAAGGACAAAGGACACAGAGAGGCCAACUAUCUAGUGGGCAGGUGGCUAACAGCCCAGAACCGAUCCUGGAUAGAAUUGGAAGUCUUAUGUACGUGUAUAGCUUCCACCCAAGUUCCUAGGCUUCCACCAGGUAAACCAGAAAAAACAAGGGAAGCUGCGCUUCCUCCUCUUGGAAUGACGGCAAGCCACUGUUAUAUACCCCCACCAAUCGAUAACUUUUCUUAUCGUUCUCCUAAUGCACAUUUAAGCUGCAAAAUGAAAUUGGAUUGCUUAAGAAGAAUUUUUUGCCGUAUUUUUAAAAAAUUAGGAAAAACGGUUGGACGGCAUCCAUAUUACUUUAUAAUUUUACCGAUAAUUCUGUCAAUUACACUCUCCAUAUUUAUCAGAACAUUAACUACUAGUAAGACAUUUAACGAUAUAAUAACUCCCGACACAGGAAAUCUUUUUACAGUGAAAAAAUUUUUAGAGAAUACAUUCUCAUUUAACUCAUCUCAAUUUUCUGAUCAGCUAAGAACUCCUGAUUUACCAAAUACUCUGGCAAUAUACCUGUUGAAAAAAGACGAAGGAAACAUGUUUGAGAAAAAUAUACUUUCAGAAGUGAAAUUGGUCGACGAAAUCAUACAAAAUAUACAAUUAGAAACUGACGGAAAGACAAUACAAUAUACAGAUCUCUGCACACGUAUAGACAAAAAAUGCUUUGAAAAUCCUAUUAUCGAAGUGAUUUCUGAAGCUGGAAUUGAUUCCAUACUACAAAAGAGAAAGAAGCUAAAAUACCCUGUAGAUAUAGAUCUCUUGUCUUUCACUUAUAAAGCCUAUUUUAUGAAUUUAGGGGGUGUUACAGAAGAUUAUCACAACUACGUAGAAAAAGUAAAUGCCGUUUUGUUAGUAUAUGCAACUGACGAUAAAAAUGAAUUAAAAAACAAAUUAUUUAUAAAAUGGUCAGCUCAUGUUUAUGACACAAUUCAAAAAUAUAAUUUCACGUAUAUCAAAGCUGUUCCAAGUUCUGUUCCAAUGAUAGAGCAAGAGUUUCGAAAAGAAUUUGAUAGAACGAAACCAAAAAUUGGAGGUUUGGUCGCAGUUAUGAUUGUCCUUUCGAUAUUUCUCAAUAUGAGCAAUAGCUGGGUGAAAAGCAAACUUCUUCUUGGAUUAGUAAGUGUGAUCAACGCUGGUUUGGCUGUAUCGUCGUCUUUCGGAUUAAUGGCUGCAUCGGGUGUUGAGUUCACUUAUUGGAAUGCUACAAUUCCAUUCUUAGUUCUUGUUACCGAGAUAGAUGAUGCUUUCGUAUUAAUAGCAUGUUGGAGAAUCACUAAUCCCAAACAUUCAGUUGAAAAACGCAUGGAAGUAACAUACGGAGAAGCAGGAGUUUCUAUUACUUUGACUUCACUCACUAAUUUCAUUUCGUAUUGCAUCGGGAUGAUGGCUCCAUUUCCUUUCAUUCGAAUAUUCAGUUAUUAUACUGCAACUUGUGUCGUUUUGAAUUUUGUAUAUCAGAUAACGUUUUUCGGGGGAUGCUUGGCUUUGAGUGGAUAUAAAGAAGAGCGUAAUCUUCAUUUCAAAAAAUUUGUUAGAUGUGAACAAAAUGAUGAAGAUAACCAGAAUAAUAACGCCAAAGAAGAAGAAUUUACUAUGGCACAUUUUAGAGAUUCAUUAGGAAAGAUAAUUUCCAAUCCAAUAGUAAAGAUAAGUAUUAUUAUAAUUUACAUCAUUAACUUAUCCUUUGGAAUAUGGGGCACAUUUCACAUGGAACAUGGUAUUAAGUAUGAACGUUUAUUUGCAAAAGACUCUAUAAUUACAGAAGGGCACAGUAUUGGUCUAAAGUACUUUAGACGUUAUUCAUAUCCGUUUCACAUUAUUAUUAAUGAAACGUUGGAUUACUCAGAUAUAAAUGUACAAAAAUCGAUAGAAAAACUGUUGACAAAAUUCGAGAAACAUCCAAAUAUUGCCGGAGAAGAAUUCACUGUGUCUUGGUUGAAAUUCUACAAAGAAUUUCAGAAAAGUCCUGUAGCAAAAUUUUCAUUACAAGGCUACAAUAUGUCAAACAAGCAGGACUUUAUCGAUGGACUUCGCGAUGUGUUCUUUAAUAUCCGAGCUGCUCAAUCACUGUCUAAUGACAUCGUCUUUAAUAACAACAAAACUGACAUCUUAUUCAGUAGAUUUUUUAUUAUGGGAAAAAAUUUGAAUACUUCAUACGCAGAAAGAGAUACAUUAAGAGAUUUAUUUAGAAUUGCUGACGAAUUCGACACUCCUGUACUUGUGCAUUGUAUUUUUGCAGGUCUUAUCGAGCAAGGAAUCAUCAUUGGAGAAAUGAUUCAACAAUUAUUUUGGAUUACUGCCAUAUUAAUAACAUUAGUUUUUUUACUGUUUGUACCGAAUUUACUAGUCGCAAUUACUGUUGCAAUAUCUGUCGUAUCUGCAAUGGUAGAAACAUUAGGUUAUAUGUCGUUUUGGGGAAUCAACUUGGAUAUUAUAUCAAUGAUGAGUCUUAUUCUGUGUGUGGGAUUCAGCGUAAACUAUCCUGCUCAUGUUUCUUAUGCUUAUGUCACCUCACAAUGCAAAACACCAAACGAAAAAUUAAAAGAUUGUCUGUAUCGUAUUGGUUUUCCAAUACUUCAAGGAUCAUUGACCACGGGAAUAGGAAUAUUGAUUUUAUAUUCUGAUGUAUAUUUUCUUUGCACAUUUGCGAAAAUUGUAAUACUUGUUGCUAUGGAAACGGCUUUUCAUGCUUUGCUUUUUAUUCCUGUUAUUCUUUCUAUCGUUUAUGCUAUUUUCAAUAAUUGA
Messenger RNA from Centruroides sculpturatus (bark scorpion), 2988 nucleotides. Its product is annotated as patched domain-containing protein 3-like. Gene Ontology annotation, biological process: endocytosis; molting cycle, collagen and cuticulin-based cuticle. The record is from RefSeq and is a predicted model, not a curated record. Gene Ontology annotation, cellular component: plasma membrane; cytoplasmic vesicle membrane. Lineage: Eukaryota; Metazoa; Arthropoda; Arachnida; Scorpiones; Buthidae. The transcript has 6 exons. The coding region runs from base 1 to 2988 and encodes 995 amino acids.